Messenger RNA from Colletotrichum phormii, 1001 nucleotides. RefSeq lists its product as uncharacterized. The record is from RefSeq and is a predicted model, not a curated record. The transcript has a single exon. NCBI's taxonomy places the organism in Eukaryota, Fungi, Ascomycota, Sordariomycetes, Glomerellales, Glomerellaceae. Bases 289 to 861 code for a protein of 190 amino acids.
CGUUGUGGCAACAUGCAAAUUCCGAGAAUACGAGGCCUUACUCCUUACCCAGUCAUAGUCGCCCCAUGCAAACACGCAAAGCGCAUCUCCACCACUGCCGCAGCACUGGGCCUCCGGAUUUGCAUUCACAGCAGCUUUAGCCUGUCUCUGAAAGUUUCUUCCCCCGAGAUGGGGCGCCGAGCCACGGAGCCGACGCGGCCUGAUCGCCGCUGCCGCCCCCCGUUCCUGAGCCUUUUCUAUUCCUGUUCUUAGCCCAGGACCAGGUCGCCAACUUCAGAUCCGCCCCCAAUGCUUCCGCUCCACGACCAAACUGGGCCAUUCAGGAGCCAGAUCGCAAUCCCGACUGACCUCUUUCAACCGGGACACUGGUACGGGCAUGUUUUGCUCCUGUCUUGUCUCGUCGGCCCCUUCUCCCAAGAUUACCUUGAUAGGCCUUGGCCGUUGCGUUUACGAGAAAAUCGAGAGGCCUUCUCUUUCUCGCCUCCUGGCGAAUCCGGUCGUCACCCCUCCUUCCAGUCUCGCCUUCCGGCCACCCCGGGUUUAACAUUACAGAGGCGGCGACAACAGCUUGCAGCAAUUCGCCGAGGAGAUGCUGCGCGUCAUCCGCUGGCACACGCACAUGCUACUGUACCUUGCGAUUUGGUUUCCCGCUACCCGUACAUACACAGGUUCGGUACACCAAAAUCAUCGCCCUAUCGUCCCGCCUGUUGUUCCAUGGUCCGGAACACGAGUCCGCCCCCAAACGGAGCCAGCGACCGUUGCUUUACCUGGCUACGGUCCAACGCCCACAUUCCAUUACAGCCGGAUGGGAUCCUUCCCCACUGGCGCACCUGUGGAUUCCGUGUCGCCAUUGAGGGUUGAGCAAUAAUGAGGGCAUGUGAGAUCACCAUUGACCGACUCGUAAUUAUUACGAAGGACUCUUUCACGCCCGUAUAAACGCUGUUGGACAAGAUGCAAGGGUUUGCAUGACAACCUCGCCCUUUCAGUGCGACUCGGCGGAA